CACACACACAACCCCAUGCGCACACACUCUCUUGCACACACAUCACCACCCGCCCUCCGGACCCUCUCCCUUGUGAGGAAUGGGGGAGCAGAGCAAGGGACUGCAGGCAUAAAAUCGGAGGGAUUUGGGAGCGCAUGAAAUCACACCAGCGCAAGCAGCCCCCGUUACGUAAGAGCCCAGCCUGCCCUGCCUGUGUUCUGUCUGGGCUGCAGGAGACAUCAGCAGUGAGACGCGGGAGAAGCGCAGGCAGUGCUGGAGACGCAGGAGACACACGGGCAGCGAGACGCAAGAGACGCACGGGCAGCGAGACGCACGGGAAGCGAGACGCACGGGCAGCGAGACGCACGGGCAGCGAGACGCAGGAGACGCACACGCAGUGCUGGAGUUCCAGACACAGGAACACACCCUCCACACAGCAGCCCACAGCAUGACGAGCUACCGUUCUCCAGGGCUGUGGGCGCACAGCUGGACCUCCUUGUGAACACCAGGGACUUCAGCCUUUAAGAACCAAAAGGAACAGUGCGUGACCUCAUCUCACGGCACCUACCUGGACGAUAACGGAACAAUGCUCAGACACACAUAGACAGACUGCUGGAACUGCGAGAGAAGACGACCGCCAUUUGAGGCUUGGUGAGGCAUCCCCUCAGGACCUGUGGGGAUGAGAUCAGCAUGGCCGUGGGUUUUGGCCGUGUGGGGGCUAAGUGCGGGGGCUCCCCCUGCCCACAGCACGUCAGUGAACCCCAUUUUGCUCAUGACCACCUUAACUCCGCCCACAGAGGAGCAAGCCAUGCCCACUGAGCUGCCUAGCAGCAAUGAGACAGAAAGAACCAAGCAUUUUGACAGCUUGAGCUGUGUGUCUCUGCUUCCCCCACGGAGAGGAUCGUACUAUGUGGAGCAGGGUACAGGGGUGUCUUUAGGCUCCAUCCUGGUGUUCUGGUGUAGGGAGGGCUACCAGCUGGUGGGCAGUGAGAAGAUCGCCUGCGUCCUGCAUGCCGGUGUGCCGCGAUGGAGCAACUACCUACCCGUCUGUGAGAGUAUCCCAAAGCCAGACGCCCAGGGUCUGCGCAUGGCCCUGCUGGUGUCCCUAAUCAGUGGAAUGGUCAUCCUAGUCAUGGCUGUGUCCUUCACCGUGUGCUGCAUCCAGGAGCAUCUCAGCAAGCAAAAGCAGAAACAUCGGACGGGCAGGAGCAGGAGAAGGGAAAAGCACCGUUCUGGGUCUCGGAGGAGUCCAUCCUGGUUAGUGAGAGAAGAACUGGACUGGGAAGCUUUCCCACCCCCCAAAAUCUUCAACCUAUCCCAGCGCUUUGAGCGGCCUGCCCCCCACGGGAGCCCGCUCUACUCUGGAGUCAUCAGAGGCUGUGAAAACCGAGGGAGUCAGGAGAGCCUUCUGAGGAGCACUCACCCUGGUGUUUAUCAUGCUGACAGCCAGCUCUAUCCCAACCUCGUGCUCCAGAGGGUCCAGACAGCACCGAACCUCCAGGGCAGUCCUCCUACACCAGUGUACUUGCACAUCUCUAGUCCUUCCAGCACCAAAGCUCCACCCCAUCCAUCAGUCCCUCUCCCAUAGGCUGACAAUGAUGACAUCAUGAAUAAAUCUUCCCAAGGACAGCCCAUGCUGGAUGUGGCCAUGGAAACGGUGUUUAUUUCUUCACAAAAGCAAUGGAGACAUUUUCCUGCCCAACUAGGCAUGGAAAUUGAAAUGUCAUUGUGACCAGGAGAAGCACUUUGUGGUUUUGGUUUUACAGUACAACUGAUUCAAAUUCUUUACUAUUGAAAUUAGUUACAAUUCCAAAUAAAUACUGUACAUAUACACCAUUUAUGGGGGGCACCUGCUUAAUGUUUGUUUGUUUCUUGAUUAAAUAUUUAAAUGCAGACAGCCAGGUCUGAUUGAAUGUUUAAAUGCAAUAUAUUUUAGCUAUAAACUGAGUACAUUAAAAUACAGCAAAACUGUAAAUACAUUUGAGGAUAUAGACAUUUCAGGAUUUACAUUCUUAGUCUCAAAAGUGGUGGGACAUGGAAUUAAUUUUUCAAGAUUCACUCAUUAUAACAGAUAAAGGUGUUUGUUGAGACCACAAUUUUGUUAUGUAAAUCUUAUCCAUAAGAAAAUAAGCUUUGUAUUUUUUUGUGCUUUUUAAUAAAGUGAUAUUGUUGUUCA
Messenger RNA from Electrophorus electricus (electric eel), 2155 nucleotides. RefSeq lists its product as uncharacterized. Lineage: Eukaryota; Metazoa; Chordata; Actinopteri; Gymnotiformes; Gymnotidae. The record is from RefSeq and is a predicted model, not a curated record.